Messenger RNA from Cyclopterus lumpus (lumpfish), 4936 nucleotides. RefSeq names its product probable phospholipid-transporting ATPase IIA. The coding region runs from base 69 to 3209 and encodes 1046 amino acids. The record is from RefSeq and is a predicted model, not a curated record. The transcript has 28 exons. Gene Ontology annotation, molecular function: ATP binding; magnesium ion binding; ATP hydrolysis activity. Lineage: Eukaryota; Metazoa; Chordata; Actinopteri; Perciformes; Cyclopteridae. Gene Ontology annotation, cellular component: endosome; trans-Golgi network; plasma membrane. Gene Ontology annotation, biological process: endocytosis; phospholipid translocation; retrograde vesicle-mediated transport, Golgi to endoplasmic reticulum.
AGCCUCCGCCCAGAACCGCGACAGCCAGGCGUGCUGUCUACAGCCUCCACCCGCUACCAGGAGCCGCAAUGACCGACAAUAUCCCCCUACAGCCCGUGAGGCGGCCGAAAAGACAAGACGGUAAACACAGAAAUGGGUGCUGCCCGUGGUCGAGAUGCUGUGGCAUGGGUGACUUCCGACCCCGCACCGUGUGGCUCGGCCACCCAGAAAAGAGGGAGCAGAGAUACCCAAGGAAUGUCAUUAACAACCAGAAGUACAACUUUUUCACCUUCCUGCCUUUGGUGCUGUUCAAUCAGUUCAAGUACUUCUUCAACUUAUACUUUUUGCUUUUGGCCUGCUCUCAAUUUAUCAAUGAGCUACGCUUGGGUGGCCUCUACACCUACUGGGUCCCUCUGGGGCUCGUUUUGGCUAUUACCAUCAUGAGAGAGGCAGUUGAAGAAAUAAGAUGCUGCAUUCGAGACAAAGAGAUAAACUCUCAGAUUUACAGCAAGCUUUCAACAAGAGGCACAGCGAAGGUGAAAAGCAGCGGUAUUCAAGUUGGAGAUCUCAUAAUCGUGGAGAAGAACCAGCGUGUUCCUGCUGACAUGAUCUUUUUAAGGACCUCUGAAAGAAAUGGCUCCUGCUUCCUGCGCACUGACCAGCUGGAUGGAGAGACGGACUGGAAACUACGCCUCCCAGUGGCCUGCACACAGAGACUGCCAACUGCCGCCGACCUUCUACAAAUAAGAUCGUAUGUGUACGCAGAAGAACCAAACAUUGAUAUCCAUAACUUUACUGGAACUUUCACCAGGGAGGAUGCAGACCCUCCAGUCAACGAAAGUCUGUGCAUUGAGAACACCCUGUGGGCCAGCAGCGUUGUCGCCUCUGGGACAGUGGUGGGGGUUGUGAUUUACACCGGCAAGGAGCUGCGCAGUGUCAUGAACACCUCCAACCCCAGACACAAGGUGGGUUUGUUUGACUUGGAAGUGAACUGUUUGACUAAGAUCCUGUUUGGGGCUCUUAUGAUGGUGUCACUGGUCAUGGUGGCCCUUCAGCACUUUACUGGCCGGUGGUACCUCCAGAUCAUGCGCUUCCUGCUGCUCUUGUCCAACAUCGUGCCGAUUAGUUUGCGAGUCAAUCUGGAUAUGGGAAAGAUGGUUUUCAGUUGGAUGAUUAAGAAAGACUCCAAGAUCCCUGGGACGAUGGUGAGGUCAAGCACCAUACCCGAACAGCUUGGACGCAUCUCCUACCUGCUGACUGACAAAACAGGAACUCUUACUCAAAAUGAAAUGGUGUUCAGGCGCCUCCAUCUUGGAACUGUGGCAUAUGGGAUGGACUCGAUGGAUGAAGUCCAGAGCCUUGUGUUCAGCGUCUACACGCAGCCCACCCAUGACCUUUCAGCCUCCAGGGCUCCAGCAGCCACUAAGGUCCGCAAGACCAUCAUCAGUAGAGUUCACGAGGCAGUGAAGGCCAUCGCCCUGGUGCACAACGUGACGCCCGUAUACGAGGCCAACGGCGUGACCGACCAGGCCGAGGCUGAACAGCAUUAUGAAGACACGUGCAGAGUCUACCAGGCUUCCAGCCCAGAUGAGGUGUCGCUAGUGCAGUGGACUGAGAGUGUUGGUCUGACACUGGUGGGAAGAGACCAUUCCUCCAUGCAGCUGCGGACCCCUACUGGCCAAAUACUGAACUUCACCAUCCUGCAGAUAUUUCCCUUCACCUAUGAGAGCAAGAGGAUGGGCAUCAUAGUGCGAGAUGAGUCUACAGGAGAGAUCACGUUCUACAUGAAGGGUGCUGAUGUGGUGAUGGCGGGCAUCGUGCAGUAUAACGACUGGCUGGAAGAGGAGUGCGGGAAUAUGGCGAGGGAAGGCCUGAGGGUCCUUGUGGUCUCAAAGAAGUCUCUCACAGACGAGCAGUAUCAAGAUUUUGAGGCCCGGUACGUCCAGGCCAAGCUCAGCGUCCAUGACCGCUCUCUAAAGGUGGCCACAGUAAUUGAGAGUCUGGAGAUGGAGAUGGAGCUGCUGUGUCUGACUGGUGUCGAGGACCAGCUCCAGACUGAUGUCAGGCCUACCCUGGAGAUCCUCCACAACGCAGGCAUCAAGGUUUGGAUGCUAACGGGAGACAAGCUUGAGACGGCGACAUGCACCGCUAAGAACGCCCAUCUGAUCACACGCAACCAGGACAUCCAUAUCUUCAGAUCCGUGACAACACGAGGGGAAGCCCACCUGGAGCUCAACGCUUUCAGGAGAAAACACGACUGCGCGCUGGUGAUAUCAGGAGACUCGCUUGAGGUUUGUCUGAAAUACUACGAGUAUGAGUUCAUGGAGCUUGCAUGUCAGUGUCCCGCUGUGGUUUGCUGCCGAUGUACCCCCACUCAGAAGGCUCAGAUAGUCCGGCUGCUGCAAGAGCGCACAGGAAAACUCACCUGUGCCGUAGGGGAUGGAGGAAACGAUGUCAGCAUGAUCCAGGAAGCCGACUGUGGCGUGGGAGUGGAGGGAAAAGAAGGAAAGCAAGCCUCGCUGGCGGCCGACUUCUCUGUGACUCAGUUCAAACAUUUGGGCCGUCUGCUCAUGGUCCACGGUCGGAACAGCUACAAAAGGUCUGCAGCCCUCAGCCAGUUCGUCAUCCACAGGAGCCUGUGCAUCAGCACCAUGCAGGCGGUGUUCUCCUCUGUUUUCCACUUUGCUUCAGUCCCACUCUACCAAGGAUUCCUGGUUAUUGGCUACUCAACCAUCUACACAAUGUUCCCCGUCUUCUCCCUGGUGUUGGACAAAGAUGUGAAGUCAGAGGUUGCCAUGUUAUACCCAGAAUUAUACAAGGAUCUCUUGAAGGGCCGACCACUAUCUUUCAAGACAUUUCUAAUAUGGGUCCUAAUAAGUAUCUAUCAAGGGAGCAUCAUCAUGUACGGGGCGCUGCUGCUCUUCGAUUCAGAAUUCGUCCACGCCGUCGCCAUUUCCUUCACCGCUCUCAUCCUGACUGAGCUGCUGAUGGUGGCCCUGACCAUACAGACGUGGCACUGGCUCAUGAUAGUCGGAGAGCUCCUGAGCUUGGCCUGCUACGUUGCCUCACUCGUCUUCCUGCACGAGUUCAUAGACGUAUACUUCAUCACCACCGUAUCGUUCCUGUGGAAGGUGACUGUCAUCACGCUGGUGAGCUGUCUGCCCCUUUACAUCCUCAAGUACCUCCGCAGACGCUUCUCCCCGCCCAGCUACUCCAAGCUGACCUCUUAAAGACUGAGAGGAGACUCUGGCUUCAUUUGCUUUUGGAGAGAACCAACCGAAAGGCGCCCCUGUCUUCAUCCAGCAGAGCCUGCGCUUAGACCAGAGAAUCAAACAUGGAUUCGUCCCCCUUUUUAAUUUGUUCCAAAAGGUUCCACUUGGAAAUGGGAGGGACCGACACUUUAUGUCCGGGACCGGUUUGUGUUGCGAAGCAGUGUUACCUGCUGCACGUGUUUGAUGCAAAGACUAACUGAUGAAUUCAGUUAUGGAGAACGUCUCCAGUGAAUUGUAGGUUGGGUUAGUUUAACUGACCUAUUUAUUGUCAGCAGACUAACAAAUGUGCUGAACAUAAAUGUAAAUAUCUUGUGUAAAAACCUGCGGCUAUUUAGCCUGUAUUUAAUAAAUCAAGGGUCGGAAUCAGCUUAUUUCAUUAUGCAGAUCCAGUUUGUUUUAUAAUGUCACAAAUCAUAUCAUGGAAAGCCUCUCACUUGGCUUUGUAGAUGUUCCACCCGGACUGGAAAUUAAUUUCUCUAAUGUCCACUUCCAUCUGAAAUGGUCAAAGCGUUGGUAUUGUUAGACACUGGAAUUGACGUAGCAUCCUCACUCAGGACUUGAUUCACACUCUCCUUAAACAGUGAUUUCUAAAUGGAGUUUGAGAAUUAUACAGAUAAAGAGAAAAAAAAGUUGACUGGCUAGACUUUGCAUAAAACACACACGUCUGCAAGUUUGUGUAUUUUGUUUCUGCGUCACUGCGAUGCGACGGCCCGACACGGGCGGAGGUGGCGGGGUAGUUUCUUUUAGCAUGAGCCGUGUGGCGUCUGACGUUAAAUCUGUCUGUCUCUUUGUACGGACCCGGAGUUGUUAGUGUUUGGGGAGCGCGGUCAAACACGGCCACAGAGGAGUGCUGGUUAUUUGCAGCCUGAACCUUCCGCCGGGGCUCCCGUCAGGCUGUGCGUCCGCAGGGGAAUGUGCGGCCUCUCAUGUGGGCCGGCAGCGGCAGCCACGCUUCAGCAUUGCAUGAUGACUCACUGUAACAGUGACAUGAAGCCAUAACUGGAAAUACCCCCGUGACCUGCAUCCAGCUGCCCACUUUCAUGUCGUUUAAUCCGGGGCCCCGCUCCCUUCUAAUAACCCACACAGUUCAGCUCUGAAAGGGUGAAAAAAAAGGGGAUCAAAUCCUCUCUUGUCUGUUAAAUACAAUGUGAAUAGUGUCAAUAAAUAUUACAACUGCCCAGCGAGAGCAAAGAAACUGAUUCCACAACUCUGGUGUGUCAUUUCUCUGGUGGUGUGACGGUGGAGACACUGUAAAUAAUCAACGACUAACAGAAUAACACGACUACACUGACACUUAUUUCAAAUCACUUCAAACGGAGCAUCCAGGGGGCCAUGAGUUAUCAUUUCUUUAAUAUGUUCGACGGAUAUUGUAAUCCCCACUGAAUUCAGUACGCUGUUUGCACAUAAUUUUGUUCCGUACAACCAAUUAAUUUAUUUUUAUGUUUUAAUAGAAUCACAAAACAUAAAUGAUGUUAAAUUAAGUUUGUUGUUUGUAAAUAACCUGUUUUUAUUUUUUAUGUAUUAACACGUUUUAUUUAAUGGUGUUUAUUGCACUCGAAUGAGAAGAACAAAAAGGGAGAAUUGUGUUGAUGUCAGUAUUGUGAUAAUGAUUAAUAAAUCUCAUGUUUUCUUUUCCUGUGUUUUUCUUCAAUGUGACAAUAAAAAGAGAAAAGUUUAUGGCUAAA